UAUUUCUACUUUCAUUUCGAUGGUGGCGGAAGAAUGUCAUCUCUGAGACGAGAAUCACAAGAUGAGGAGGAGUACUGGAUGAAAUCCAGGGUUAAUAAGAGCAAAUUCAACUUGUUUGAUGACAAUGUUACAGUUGAAAAUGCAGAAGAGUUGGCAAAGUCAAAAAAACUACUCACACAAUUUGAGGAUGAUGAUGUAGACACAGUAAACUGGGAUGAUACUCCUGUUUCCUCAGAAACAGAGUCAUCUGCAAACAGUGGCCAUGUUGUCCCUCCCAGUGCAUCCUCCCUCCCCAAAUCUGCCUCUCGGCCUGAAUCCAGAAAUGUCCCCCCAUAUAUGACACAUUCCAGAUCUCAGAGUGAGAGCUUUGGUGUAACAGGGCGAGUGUCCUUCACCCCUUCAUCACUGGAGUCCGUCACACCCACUGUGCAGUACAGCAAAUCUCAGGAAAAACUCCACUCCCUCACAUCUCCAUCCAGUGCUCGCAGUCUAGAGGACGAGAUCCCAAGUUACAUAUCUACAAGCAGUGGCUCCAAAAACCUAGAGGAGGAGAUCCUGUAUCUCAGAAGAGCUCUCAAGAAAGCUAGAGAGCUGAAGUUUUCUCCUGAGGACACCAUAAGGAAGAUGAUAUUGGGGGAGCCAUACAGUUUAGAAGUGUUUCGUUCCAAAGAGGAGAAGCUACAGCUGUUAGACAAGGCAAUACAGGUUCAUGAUGGAAACGCCAUAACUGCUGUGAUUUUAUUUCUGAGACAAACCAUCAAGCCAUCCCUAUUUAACCUGGAGCUUCAGCGAAGACCUGUGGCUAUCAACCAUUAUCUGAGUUAUCUCAGGACUCACUACGACUUCAAGGAGCUUGGUGAUGUACUGGGGAUGUUGAAUAGAACAGAAGAAGCUGCAAUCUUAAAGUACAAGCAAGCCAUAAGUGCUCCAGAUGUCAGGGGCAAGAUGAAUGCUCUAAGAGGAUGUCUAAAGGCGCAUUUCAUUCACGAGCCUGACUUGGCCCAUGAAGCUAACCUGGUGGAGCAGCAUGCAGCAUUACUGGAGAGACAGUGGCCAAUAGAGGAUACCGACAGUAAAUCUGAGGCCCAGGGUAACCCAUUGUUUAAGCAGUUCCCUCGUAAAGUCAGCAUUCUUAACAUGCCUCUGAUUACAACUCUGUACUACUGCUGCUUCUACCACGGACGGGAUGCCGAGAAUCUAUUGACUUCACCUUUUGCUAUAAAGAAACAACACCAGUUAUCAGACAAACAGUAUGUGUGGACAGCUCUCUCAGCAAGGUCAAGGUUAAAACAGUGGACUGGAAUAGAGGAACUCCUCACAGCCAAAGGUUGGUUUGGAAGCACCAAGAAAGUUUCAGUGAUUGGUUUUGACAAAGUGUGUGAAAUUCUUCACCGUACAUCAGCCCCAGAGGAGAUUUUGUCCAAGUAUCUGAGAAUGAUUGAUGGUUCGGAGAGACGGUUGAACAUCGCAAGGAAAUACAAAUGCCACGAAGUCGUGGUGGAGACUCUUGUAUAUCUGAGAGAUAGACAGGAGCUACAGGUAUACGCCAGUAAACUACCCCCGGGGUCCCUGGGACUGAGAAAUGCUCAGGAUGCGCUCCGAUCCUCUACAAUAAAGUGGAAGACCUGAAGAAAAGAAUGGAGUCAGUAGGAACAACAGAAAACCAAAGCAACUGUGAUAGCAGAGAGUGGAGAAAUAGUGCAUACGAGAGGCUCAUUUUAAAUCAAUAUGUACUGGACAUGAAAAAACAUAUAUUUACCCUAAUAACCAGACAAAAUCAGGAAUUUUAGUGAUCAAACUGUUAUCUACAUGUACAUGCAGUACUUUUACCAAAAAAAUGAUGUAAAAAUCUUCACAUGUUUGAUAUCUUUUAGCACGGAGAAUUAAAAUUGGUUGUUAAUGCUGGCAUUAGUGAUGAUACAAACGUAAUGAACUACAAAUAUUUACACCUCAUGUUAUGUAAAUACAUUUACGUGAACAUAUCUAACUUGUAACACACAUUUAUCUUUGGUUAUUAAUGUGAAAUUUGGAAUUGUUUAACCAACUGAGACAUUUCAAAUUACAUUUAUGUUUAUUUAUUUUGUUAAGAGAUUGUUAUCUUUUUUUUAUAUGGUAUGUUAUUUAUGUAUAAAUACAUUCUUCAUUCUA
Molecule: messenger RNA, 2148 nt
Organism: Magallana angulata
Lineage: Eukaryota; Metazoa; Mollusca; Bivalvia; Ostreida; Ostreidae
Product: spermatogenesis-defective protein 39 homolog
Exons: 19
Coding region: 34-1629 (531 amino acids)
Biological process (GO): intracellular protein transport; vacuolar transport
Cellular component (GO): cytoplasm
Source: RefSeq, a predicted model, not a curated record